AUGAGAAAUACAUAUUUUACAUAAUUGAACACAUUAUAGUCAUUUCAGUGUUUAGAUGUAUGAAACUAGUGGAUUAAAAGUAAUAAAAUUGCACAAGCCUUGUGUUCGGCUGGCUUUUCGGGGUAAAAUUUGACUUUAUCUUCUAGUUCAUAGCAAAAGUGAUUGUUCUCCUAGGAGGAGCUUUAAAUAAUUAACUAAGUAAUGACAAUUCUUAUGGAUUUAUAAUCUGUGCACAGACAACAGGCCAUGGAUAAACGCUACCCACUAAUUAUUCUACAUUUAAAUAUCUAUUUUUAGUAUAUUGAUUCGUUGCCAGACGUGAGCAUGUUGCCAGAUUGGAUUACGUCUUUUUUUCAGACCAAAAGGAUAUUUGUGUUAUUAGCAUUGUUGUGCGUUAUUGUCUUGUCUGUUCUCUUCAACAACAAUGUCUCGCGAUUUGUGUCUUUUACGUUUCAAGUGUCGGGGAACCUGACCGAGACAGAAAAUGUUCCCUCAGACCUGGACAUUACCGAAGAUGGCGCUGAUAAUUUGCUGGAGGGCGAGUUUAAGUCUUGUCCCAACGUAAUGAGAAGAAUGGUGGUCGGCCACUGGCUGAAGAACAAGGACUACAGUAAAGAAGAAAUGGCGCUGGUUGAUGACGCACUAAGGAAGACCUUACGUCACAGCCACAUUCCCGCAGUUCUACAGAGAAAUGAUAAAAGAUGCGGAAAUGUAAACCUAGCCGACAAUCGCUACUUCCGGGCUCUUUGCGAACCCGAAGGUGAGACCCCAUGUUGUUUUAACUACAUUUGUGUGAACAAGACUGUGGAUCAAUGUCAAGGUCCUUGGGCGUUUGACAUCCGGCAACAGAUCCAGACCGAGUUCGCCACGUGGAUACCAGACGAUCCGACAUGUAAGGUGGUGGACGUGACCUCAGAAGACACUGCCUGCCAGGUUCUCAACAACUUGACCAUCUACUUCAUCGGCGAGUCGCUGACCAGACAAUUGUACAUCUCAGUUCUGGGGUUUUUGAGAGACAAGAAAUUCGACACUCACGUCCUGGUUGACAAUUCCACAAGAGCCAGGAUAUGCCACACUUACUACAGAUACAGUCCAACCUGCACAGACGUCAUUUUGAAAGACAGCAUUGAAUGUAAUGGGACAACCAGAUUACGGUACAGACGUUUGCUCAGUUCCAACGAGGCUACGGAAAUGUUGAAUCAGUUUCGAGAACUGUCAGGAAUACCCAACACUUUCUAUGUCGCUGGGUUUGGAUUCCACAAUCGGUUUCAAGUUGAACCAGUUGUUACAAAAGUGUUCAAUCCCAUUUUCCAGGAGCUUGCCAAUUCUACCUGGCCAAAGUUCAUCUGGCUGGCCACACACAUGCCAACCAUGUUGCAAGGCCUUACAGCCAGUCGCCAACAACCCCUGGAGAUCUUGGCCUACAACGAGGCGAUUCAAGCUGUGAUGUCUGCCCACAAGGUGCCCGUCAUGGACCCGACCCAGCUGACCGCUAACGCCAUGGGCAUCGACAACAUCCAUUACGGGAAGGGGGUCAACGAUGUCAAGGCUGUGAUUCUUUUAAACCACUUGCUGGAGCUCAGGCACAACUCGACCUGGAUGCUGGAGAAACAGAUCCCUGAUGAGGUGCCGAUGAAUGAAACGACUACAGCGAACACAACGAGUCACAUGACUGCAAGCAAUGUGACUAAAUCAACGUCUCUUAAAACACCAAAAACAAUAAAAACAACAGGGAAAAAAAACAAAACAGAGACCAUACAGACCACAGGCCUAAAAAUACUUACAACAUAAUUACAAAGUCUACGUUCACAUGGUGGGAUAACUCGAAGAGCCACAAGUACAAUUUUUUUUUUACGAAUUAUGGAACCUUAACAAAUAAAGCACCCACAUUUUUAAAUGGAACUUAACGUAAAUUGAAACUAUAUGAACAGAACAAUGAAUGGAACAAAUUUUACAAAUCCACAUUAAUAUUAUUUGCUUAAAUAUUAUAUAUCUGGCGAUGCACCAGGAUCUUCGCGAGAGCUCUCCAGCGGUGUCACUUUCAGUGGCCAUCUGUUGACGGCUGAUUUUUCAUAUAAAGCGGUCCAUUGCCGGAGACAAGAAAAUUAAACGCGGGCAACGACUUUGUCUGCUUGACAUGUGGCAAAAUAUGCAGGUCGCAUUUAGGUUUGUUAAGUCAUGUGAAUUACUGCACUCUGUUUAGGAAUCAAAGACAUUGCCUUAUAUACUGUUUUUAUUAUGAAUAUUUUAAGUAUUAAUUGGAGGCGCGGUGGCUCAGUGGUAAAGCGCUUGGCUUCCGAACCCCAGGUUCGAAUCCUGGUGAAGACCUGACAUAAGUUGGGGAAACGCAAAGGCGGUUGGUCGUUGUGCUGACACCCUCGUUAACUGUAGGUCGCAGAAAAAGAUGACCACUACCACUACAUCACCUGGUCCAUACAUUACAAAAUGAAUUAAAUAAAAUUAUGUAACACCU
Messenger RNA from Biomphalaria glabrata, 2473 nucleotides. RefSeq lists its product as uncharacterized. The record is from RefSeq and is a predicted model, not a curated record. NCBI's taxonomy places the organism in Eukaryota, Metazoa, Mollusca, Gastropoda, Planorbidae. The transcript is spliced from 6 exons. Bases 325 to 1791 code for a protein of 488 amino acids.